Messenger RNA from Alternaria alternata, 1989 nucleotides. RefSeq lists its product as hypothetical. The transcript is spliced from 2 exons. Bases 88 to 1515 code for a protein of 475 amino acids. The record is from RefSeq and is a predicted model, not a curated record. NCBI's taxonomy places the organism in Eukaryota, Fungi, Ascomycota, Dothideomycetes, Pleosporales, Pleosporaceae.
UUCUGCAUGUUCAGCAAAUACACCCAUCUAAUACCAUCAUCAUUAUCACGAUCCCCGUUGCUCCCAUAACACACAUCACGUUACAUCAUGGCGCCGACCGCAAAUUGGAGGCAGUACCAGUCGAGUAAUAGCACCACUUCUGGCCGCAGCGACAACAGCACCGCUUCAGGCCACAGCGACCACAGCGCUCACAGCGCCCGUUCCUACGACACAGCGCCGACAGAGUACAGCGACCGGAGACCGUCGCUACUGCACAGCGAAACAUGCCAUCCCCGCGUACAAGGACGCGGCCGGGAACCAGACUACUUUGUGCCUCAACACCAGGUCGACCGGUAUCCACAGCCCCCGCCCCGCGCAUCCGUCGACACAUAUGCCUCGACAUCAGAAGAAGACCUUGCCGAUGAGGCCGAUGAUAUGCCCGACUACGAUGUGCCUACAUACCGACACGAGCCGCUAGCUUGCGAUGCCAUCCCUACCACACCCCGCGACUUUGGGGAGCUCUUCCCUACAUCUAAGCGCUUAUCAAUACGCCACGACGACUCCACCAUAGACGGAAACAUGAAUCUGAGGGUGGACACACAGGUCGAGGAACGCGGACACCGGAAACAGAACUACACCCUCUUCCACCUCCGCAUGCAAGAUCUUCGCACACGUCAAUUCUCCCUCCGCCGGUACUGCAGAGAGUCAGGACGCGAAGUCUGCCAUUCGACGCGCAAGUAUCAGAAGCCCGCUGCGGAGAUGCGACCAGUCCUGCAACGCGCAAGCACAGCCCUCGCUAGUUUGGUCAAAUCCGACUCUCGCCCCUCGACAUCAGCUGGUCUGAAGCGGGCCGACUCCGGCUAUGACUCCGUACAGGGCAGUGUUCAUGACGACGACGACGAUAUGCCAUCUGAGUCACGCCCUAAAGCUGUGGGCUAUUCCAAAGGCCGCGCAUUAAUACCCACCAAUACCAUCAAGCUCGAGUUUUCGAAUUACGCGCAUCUCGAUGUGAAGCGCCGCGGUGCCAAGUCAUUCAAGAAGUACGCUUUCGAAUACUGGGGCAACAACUAUUCCUGGAAACGCAUCGUCAAGAAGGAAGGCCGCGAACAACAUGAGUCUGUCUCUUAUUAUCUUGUCCGCGACGACAACGAUAAGGAGCCGCUAGCGCACAUCUGCCCCGUACGCUUGACUCGUGAAGAGGCACAUGAGGAGGCUGCCCGCGGGGGCUGGAUCCCACCGUGUUAUAUGCGUGUUACAGAUGACAAAAUCCUGUACUCGGACUCGGACAUCUCUGAUGUUGUUAUGGCGACAGGCCUCAUGGCUCUUGUAGACGACUGCAUCAAGCGACGCUUCCACUCCAAGCAGAGCACAACGAUGCAUAUCCCACUCCUCCGAAAUCCUUCCUUCAAGGUGGCCAACCUAGAAUACAUUGGUCCCAAACGCCUCAUCGAUGAGAUGUUCAACCGAAAACAUCAAGACGGUAACUUGUCAAAGAGACAGCCGUCGUCAGCACGUCGUGUACCCACAUCAGUCUAGCGUUUUCUUUAUUUAGCUCAAGUUUGACCAGCGGAAAUCCGCUGCGUUGGCGCAAAGUUUAUCUGCACCAGGAAGUUGCAGCACGUUCUCCCAUCUUGUACAACCAGCCUGUCAGAACUCUUCUGUUGGGAUGGUCGCCUGUAGGCAGUUGCUGUUCUUGCAUUUUUGGUGCUCAGUUUCUCUUUUACACCUUGGUGUCCGGCAUGCGCAUGAUCUUCUGGUCUGCAGCAUGCGUAGCGUUGUUUGUUUGUUGCAUUUGUUGAGCCCUUUAUCGUUACACAGGAUACCAAUCGGCGUGGAUGUCCUGCACAUGCACAUAAUGCCGCCCCUUUUGGUUUACGAAUCGCCACGUUAUCAUUCUUGGAUCGAUACAUACUUGGAUCGCAGUUACGAUACCACAUUUUGGAACGAAUAAUGACCUGAGCUCAUUUGCUCUUUACCUUUGGUUCAUAAUCUGCCACACGUGAGGGUUUU